Cryptotermes secundus is the source of this 5134-nucleotide messenger RNA. RefSeq names its product synaptic vesicular amine transporter. Gene Ontology annotation, biological process: transmembrane transport; aminergic neurotransmitter loading into synaptic vesicle. The record is from RefSeq and is a predicted model, not a curated record. Lineage: Eukaryota; Metazoa; Arthropoda; Insecta; Blattodea; Kalotermitidae. Gene Ontology annotation, molecular function: serotonin:sodium:chloride symporter activity. Gene Ontology annotation, cellular component: synaptic vesicle membrane; terminal bouton. Bases 227 to 1807 code for a protein of 526 amino acids. The transcript has 14 exons.
CACGCAGACGCGCACGUCGAUUGUCGUUUGUUCUGCUGAGACUCGCUUGAACAGACGCAGCGCGGCGAGCGUCCAUUAAGCAUCUUGAGGCAAGCAGCACUGGUUCUCUACCGCCCCUAGCCGGGGGCAGGCAGCUACUCUUACAUGUCAGCCGCCCCCGGACACUAUGGAAACUUGAGGGGGGUUCCACGUCCACAACAGUAGCAACGCAGCAAUAGUCGGUAGAAUGACGGUGGUGCAGCAUUGUAGUCCGGUGGGUGGCUCACGGUUCUCCGACUACCUGCAGCGAUGCAGGGCGUCGCGACGCCUGGUGCUGGUCAUCGUGGCUAUCGCAUUGCUGCUAGACAACAUGCUGCUUACGACAGUGGUUCCCAUAAUACCGGAGUUUCUGUACGAGAUCCGACACCCGAACGAGUCGAUGGUCUCAAGCACCACCUCCACCAGCACCAGCACCCCCACCCCCACAGUGACCACUCCAGCACCCCCACAGCCUUGCAACAGCCAAUCGGGUAACUUGAGUGAACCAGCCAGCACAGCCUUCGAAACUAACAUCACGACUACAUUAUCACCAGAGCAGGCAUUGCAGAAGAAACGGCAUGAGGACUUGAUCAAGGAGACCGUGCCCGUUGGAAUGAUGUUCGCUUCUAAAGCCUUCGUGCAGCUGCUGGCCAACCCCAUCGUGGGACCUCUAACUCACAGGAUUGGCUACAGUAUACCCAUGUUCACAGGAUUCAUCAUCAUGUUCUUGUCCACACUCAUUUUUGCAUUUGGGCGCAGCUACAGUGUUCUGUUUCUGGCAAGGGCACUCCAAGGCAUUGGCUCCUCUUGCUCCAGUGUUUCAGGAAUGGGGAUGCUGGCAGAACGUUAUCCUGAUGAUAAAGAACGAGGCAACGCCAUGGGAAUUGCAUUGGGGGGGCUGGCGCUGGGGGUGCUCAUCGGCCCACCCUUCGGAGGUGUCAUGUAUGAGUUUGUUGGCAAGUCUGCACCUUUCCUUGUUCUGUCAGCCCUGGCUUUAGGAGAUGGAUUACUACAGCUGCUGAUGCUGCAGCCUGGCGUGGUGAAGCAGGAAUCAGACCCUCCAUCUCUCAAGACGCUCAUCAUGGAUCCCUACAUCAUAGUGGCUGCAGGCGCCAUUACAUUCGCUAACAUGGGAAUCGCAAUGUUGGAACCGUCACUGCCUAUUUGGAUGAUGGACACCAUGGAUGCUGGCCGCUGGAAACAGGGCGUCACCUUCCUCCCAGCCAGUGUGUCCUACCUGAUCGGCACCAACCUUUUUGGGCCACUAGGGCAUCGCAUGGGACGAUGGCUGGCAUCUCUUCUAGGGCUCAUUAUCAUUGGAAUCUGCCUCAUGUGUAUUCCUCUGGCACGCAAUAUGAAUCACCUGAUUGUUCCAAAUGCUGGACUUGGCUUUGCGAUUGGCAUGGUGGACAGUUCCAUGAUGCCUGAACUUGGUUACCUUGUGGACAUUCGUCACACUGCAGUGUAUGGCAGUGUUUAUGCUAUAGGCGAUGUGGCAUUCUGCCUGGGUUUUGCUAUAGGUCCUGCAUUGAGUGGCACACUGGUGAAUACCAUUGGCUUUGAGUGGAUGCUGUUCGGCAUUGCAAUCCUGAAUUUCCUGUAUGCGCCGCUCAUGUACCUGCUGCGGAAUCCGCCAACCAAGGAAGAAAAGAAGGGCCACGUCAUUUCUCAAGCAGUGAGGCACUGGCUUCUCACUGCAAAGUCUUUGGUUCAAUCCCAGUCUUUGAUCCUUGGAGAGAAGUCUUCAGUACGAUAUGUGACGUACCAGAAUGAAGAUGACGAUGAGUAAACAUUAUUACUGUCACGGUAUUUAUACCACACUCUGAAGAUGGUGUCCCAGCCCAAAAUGCUGGAAUUUGUCUUUCGUUGUGUGUUCUCAAUGAGAACAGUUCACAAAUACAAGAAAUGCUCGCAUUGCGUCAGUCAAUCAAAUAACGAUAAACUUGGCCGAAUGCCUAUAUAAAAACCAAUCUAUUUACUAUUGAGCAACUCCCGAAUUAAAUAAUAUAAAUUUACAAGUACUGUUCACUAUAAGAAUAUGCUUGUAUGCACUGUGAAAUAUCAUAUACACACAUAUAUUGUCGAUUGAUUGUUUAUAUUCCAGUGCAUGCAACUUUGGGAAUGAAUAUACCGAUCAGAGAAACUGUAAAAUAAUAUUACCCGAUUAAGAAGAAAGGUUUAUAAUGCUGAUAGAAUGAAUAUGCAUUAAAUCUAAGACGGAUUUAUCAUGUACUAUAACUAUUUAAAGACAUAAUAUAAAGAAAUGGUACAGAUGCGCCUUACAGAGACCUCCAAACAUGAUUUCAUUAUUUCUGAACAAGUAAAAAUUAAAGAAAUAUAAUAUCAUUUCAAAAUUAGUCAUUUGACUGAAUUCCUACUGUAGAACAGUACUACUCUCAUUUGUUGUAGCUUUUGAGUGCAACACACAUUGAAAUUGACAUAUUUACUUCAUUUUAUCGCGUGUAGUCCUUUCCAACAGUUUGUUUUCACAAUGAACUUAAUCCCCACAACAACUGUAUAUCUGUAAGAAACAGAAUUGAUUCAAAUAAGGCAUUUAUGAAGUGUUCCAAUAGUUGACUUUAAUAUGAAGCUAAACAUUUUUUCUCUCAUGGAUGAGGGUUGUCCAAACUGGGCUAUCAUAUUGUGUUGUAUUUUAUUGUUCUUAAUGUUUCAAUGUGAUAGCAAGUUAUGAUGAAAUUUUCCCCAUUCACAGAUAGGCCAGACGUUAUGAGGUACCAGCUUUGGACAACUCUUUUUUUAAUACAUGAGCCAAAACAAUGUAGACCUAAUUAAACGUCAUUGUUAGUUUUCUGAAUAGUUAUUCUCUAUGGAUAAUGUCUGUAUUGUGGCUGUCCACGUACACAGGGCUGUCUCGAUGCUGGUACAGCUUUAUUCUUUACAUAUUUCAGAAGUUGGUUAGCAUUAAGGAAUUAAUUUUUAUAAAUAUUUAAAGUGUGUACCAGAAGUAUUACAACAAAUGCUGCUGACCACUGAAUAUAGACAAUAAGAUAGAAAUUUAUUUCAACUUGUUUAUUACAUGAUAAUAUGAUUACUAACAAAUAUUCUAUUCUGGUACACAAUUCCAAUUUCCUCUCCUAAUAAAAAACAUUUUAAUAUUUCAUUAAGAUACUUUGUUGAGAAUUGGCAUUAUCAGUCGGUACAGCCACUAUGCUACGGACAGGAUGACCAGAGAAUUGGGGUUCAGUUCCUCCUGAGGACAGAUUUUUCUUCUUCAAUGUGUCCAUACCAGCUUCAAGUUCCACUCAACCUCCUCUCCAGCCAGUAUCGCAUGCUUUUUCCCUGGGAUAAAGCUGUCAGGACAUGAAGCUAAUCACUCAUCUCCAUCUAGUUGUGAGAUUAAGAAUGCAUGGAGCUUUACCUCCAAUCCUCCAGAAAUUCUUAUAGCAUUGUGCUUAACUAGACACAAGGACAAAAUUGCCUUUUUAUCUCUGUUAUUAGACCUGUAUCAAAAAUUAUCCAUAUUUAGAUAUUGAAGAUUUACUGUUUGGAGAGCUCUGUAUUUGCUAACAGCGCUGAAUAUCACAACAAAAGCCUAAAAACAGGGUAGCUCAGUGGAACAAAACUUGGUACUUUUCAUUAUUCUUCAUUUCCUCUAAAUGCUUUCAUUGGCCAGUGAUAUGUCUUCAUAUUAUCUGCAAGCAAAUUAAAUUUAUCCAUGGCCAAAUAAUUUGCAUUACCAUACCAAACCCACAUAUCACAACUUACGUAUGUAUACCUCUUCCAGAUAUUCCAUAAAUUCAUCAAACAAGCGCCGUAUCAGUGUCUGAAGUCCUUUAAUAUGUCCAACUGACUGUAAAGAUAUCAGAUCAUCUAUUUUAAUUAAGAAUGGUUUUAAAAAAAUUCCCUUGAUAAAAUUUAGUAUCUGAAAAUAUUUAUUUUUCCAUAUUUUCAAUAAAUGUAAAAGUAUGUUGCGAAUACAUCGCACUUCUACCUUAUCAACUUCUCGUUGAGACUAGAGUAGGCUUUGUAGAUCUGGGAUGAUGAUUAGUAUAGCAUAUGGGCAUUUUAAUCCCAUUAACCCACCGAAAGCGACUUCGAUAAGAGUGCAUAAAAUUUGAAAUUCCAUUGAUAUUGCAUAAUGCAUAUGCCGGGUUUACACCUGGAAGAUGGGUGUCCUUACUAAGGAUUUUUGUGAAUGGCUGCACAAAAUCCGAUUACUAUAAGGUUCAAUUUAAAAAAUACACCCACGUACAAUUUCGUUUCUAAUUCGGAAUCAAAUUGCGCAUUGAUUUAUAGACUAAAGCGCUCUUAUCACUCCAACACUGAUGAUCGUAAAAUCGAUCAAGACAUUUUAGUAGACUCUUGUGCAUCUGCCAGUAUCUCGAUAUUGCAAGAUAUCAGCAACAAUUGUUGUAUUGUGCAUGACUGUGUCUGGGCUAACCUCUCAGUUCAUAUUUCUGCCACGACUUUGCCGUGACAAAUGCCGUGUUAGUCAAACCGGUCAAACCAGACUUUGUUUCCAUCAUCUAAUUACUACAUGCCAAGAGAAACAGAAGUAUAUGACUCAAUGCAUUUUGUGGCGUUAGCCAAAUUUUGUGUAUUGUAAUUAAUAAAUCAAUCAAGAGAUACACUUAUCAUUGUGCAUGUAAAACUAGCAUGUUGUGUAUCUUAUUUAUGUUCUACUCUGUAUAAAUACAUAUGCUGAGGUUGUUUUUUUAAAUUAAAAAAACUUAAAGAAAGACAAACUUUCUUCAGACGAGCUGAACUCACUGCUCUCUGAAUUGUCUUUGUGAAUAGACAAUAAAAUGUCAAGACAAAGCUAAAAUAUUUCUUCUCUCUGCUGCGCAUUUAAUGCGCUCAGCUGGUUUGGGUCCGAAUACAUUUACAUGACGAGCAGCAUCAACUUAACACCAUCUGGUGGCAAGUUUGAGAGCUGAGGGGCUCGUCUGUAAGAUAUAUUAUAUUAACUAUAUAUUCUUUAUGAUAAAUAUUAAAUGUGGGGAUAUAAGCAGAGUAUUCAUCUUCCCCUUAUAAAUAUCCGGUUAAGUGUUGCGUGGCAUUUGUAAAUGGAGUGCUUCAAAUGUUCUAUAGUGUUUGCUGAAAUGUGGUGCAAAUAAAUGGCAACUAAAAUGUCCAAUAAAUCCCUUCUUCUUUA